Molecule: messenger RNA, 1725 nt
Organism: Phycodurus eques (leafy seadragon)
Lineage: Eukaryota; Metazoa; Chordata; Actinopteri; Syngnathiformes; Syngnathidae
Gene: rhebl1
Product: Ras homolog, mTORC1 binding like 1
Exons: 8
Coding region: 351-905 (184 amino acids)
Biological process (GO): small GTPase-mediated signal transduction
Cellular component (GO): plasma membrane
Molecular function (GO): GTP binding; GDP binding; GTPase activity
Source: RefSeq, a predicted model, not a curated record
GUUACUUUAGCCUGCUAGUUGUAACCGCGUUGGGGGGGGGGGAAAGGGAGCUUAUUUCGAAAGCUGUUCAAGUUCGGGCCAUCUUUUUAAGAUUUCGAUUUAUGAUCGACAUCGUACACUGUACAGUACUGGACUGAGAACAAGCAAUCUUCCCCGUGAAAAAAGUACAAGGCGUACUUCCUGUGGUGAAACUGCUUCGAGCUGGUAAAUCAGGCCCAACGCAGAGCUCCUCGAAAGUUUGUUGUUGUCACGUGACGUGAGACGAAUGUGGCGAUAAAAGUUUGUUCAGAGCGUCAAACUACUUCGCGUGCUACAACAGUUGAUAGGUCAUCGACGCCGUCUCCGCCGCAAUGCCUCAGCCGAAGUGCCGAAAGAUUGCUGUGAUCGGUUACAGAUCUGUAGGAAAGUCAUCUCUCACAAUACAGUUUGUGGAAGGACAGUUUGUCGACUCCUAUGACCCCACAAUUGAAAACACAUUCAAUAAAAUGGUCAGCGUCAAUUGUCAAGACUUCAAUCUUCAACUGGUUGACACUGCUGGACAAGAUGAAUACUCAAUUUUUCCACAGUCCCACUCAAUGGACAUCCACGGCUAUGUCCUUGUUUAUUCUGUGACAUCCAUGAAAAGUUUCGAGGUUGUUCAGGUUCUACAUGACAAGCUGCUAGACAUGGUUGGAAAGAUUCAAGUUCCAACCGUUCUUGUUGGGAACAAAAAAGAUCUCCACAUGGAAAGGGUCAUAAAGCCAGAGGAGGGAAAGAAGCUUGCUGAUUCCUGGGGUGCUGCUUUCAUGGAGUCCUCAGCCAAGGAGAAUGAAACCGCCGUGGAGGUUUUCAAGCGAAUCAUACUGGAGAUGGAGAAAGCUGACGGGAAUGCCCCGCCAGAGGAGAAGAAGUGUGCCAUGAUGUAAGGGUGUAUUGAGGACUUGGUAAAAGUAACUUGCUGAAGACAGGAGGCACUGCUCCACCAGUGUACCAACAGCGACCUCACCAACAAGACCUGGCAGUGCUGCCAUCUUCAAUUCACGCCAAACUAUUCCACAAGAAGCAGCUCAGGCAAAGAAGCACCUUCAUUGGACAUUUGCUUGAGAUAUUUGAUGAGUGGGUAUCAUUUUAGCCCAAAGAAAAGACAGAUCCUCAUUAACUGUAUCCAGAAUUCCCUCGAACAUACAAUGGUAAUUAUUUGUGAAUGCCCGAUGUUGAAACAUUGGUUUGUGUAAUUUUUGAGUGGUUGGUGUAUAGUGGUGGUGGCGGCGGCUUGACAGUUGUUGAUUCCCAGUUCACAUUGCUCUAAAUGUGGUGGUUGAUUAUGUCACAGUGGUGGACUGCCUUAGAUGCUCUACUACGAGCCUUCACAAAACACUCUUUCCACACUUCUUUCCAUUGUAAUGUUUUCAGGUUCCUUUCAAGCUAUUUAUACAUACAUACAUACCUGUGAGAUUUUCUGCUGAGCAGAUUAGUCCGCUGCCCUCACUUCUACAGUUUUAACUUUUCUAUCACCUGUAGCAAAGCUGUUAUGGAACCCUCAGAUCCGUUUACUAUAGGUUAGAAAAAUAUCUUAGAUUUUUGCCACCUAUAGUUUUUACGCAUAAAUAGAAUAGGUUUUGCUGGUCUUUUUUUGUUUGUUGAAUUACGCUGGCUUUUGCGCUCCACAUGAGUUUAGAGUAGUGCAUUAUAGUAAUUUAUCACGUCAUUUUAGCAUUGUAAAAUACAAUGAAAUGAAAAGCCUGA